AUGGUAAUUACGGCGGUUAUGGGGAGGCAGGUUACGGAAACUGGCGGCGUCGCAAAACAAGGCUACAGUAGUUAUGAAAUGCAAGAGUCAAGCAUACAGUCAAGUGUCGUACGGCGGAACAAGGAUAUACUGGAAAAGCUUGUGGAGCCGCCUAUGGCAACCAAAGGACAAGAGUAUGGCCAGCAAGGUACGGUAACCAAUGCUACGGCCAUCAAGCUUAUGGACAGCCGUACAACAAUUACGGAGCGCAAUCUUCAUAGACAACAGUACGGCAAUAACGUGAACGAUCAAGAGUGCAAGCUUAUGGACAUCAACCAUACGUAA
This is a messenger RNA of Cylicocyclus nassatus, 324 nucleotides long. The record is from the annotation of a GenBank genome assembly. Lineage: Eukaryota; Metazoa; Nematoda; Chromadorea; Rhabditida; Strongylidae.